Molecule: messenger RNA, 432 nt
Organism: Heterobilharzia americana
Lineage: Eukaryota; Metazoa; Platyhelminthes; Trematoda; Strigeidida; Schistosomatidae
Source: the annotation of a GenBank genome assembly
GGGAUGUCUUCACGUCAGUCAUUCAUAAUGUAAAAAGGAGACAUUAACCAGCAUUCGUGAAGAAACUUGCAUGGAAGAAAACUAGAACUCAUUGAAAGAGAUGUGGAAGGGAAUCUACAUAACGGUGUAAGGAAAAAAGAAGAAAGAGGAAAAGGAAUGGAUCUCGGCUGACACAUGGAAACCAAUGGAGGAGAGGAAGAUGGUUGAGCAGAAGGUGAACCAGCGCAAGUGUGAACAACGAAAAGAGGAACUGAAUACAACCCAUGAGAAGCCGGAAAAAGAAGUGAAGAAGGGUGUGCACAAAGACAAAAGACACGUCCACGACACAUUGACAAGUGAAGCAGAACAGAUUGCAAGUAGGAGAGAACUGGCAACACUAUAUCAAAUAACCAGGUCAUGAUCUGGGAGGGAAGAGAUCAACACAGAUGAAAC